UAGCCCUGUUACAGUGGUCUGCCUCCGACAAUCAACAGGGAUGGGACAGCCGCCUGUGGUGAUCCUCCAGCACCUGAUGACUGACAGGUAGUGGCGGUGCAAAGGCAAUGUUGUGCUGCCUGGUACAAUGAAGAAGAUAUUCAGCUUCACUAAGAAAAAGAAACACCCGUCCGGUACUCCUGACAACGGGAGUGUGCUUUCUGCUGGCUAUGAUCUAAAAGAAAAGGACCUCGGGAAGGUUCACAAGGCAGCCUCAGUGGGUGAUUUGGCCAAGUUGAAGCAACUUGCUAAAAAGAAUGAUAUCAAUCAACUUGACAAGGAGAACAGAACUGCACUUCAUAUUGCCUGCGCCAGUGGACAUGCCGAGGUGGUGCAAUUCCUUGUUGAGAGCAAAGCCAAGCUUAACCUAUGUGACAAUCAAAAUAGAUCCGCCUUAAUGAAGGCAGUGCAGGGCCAGCAUGAGCGCUGCGUGAGCAUAUUGCUGGAGAAUCAUGCUGAGCCUAACCUGGUGGACAUCAAUGGCAAUAUGGCCCUGCAUUUAGCAGCAAACAUCCCAUCCAUUCCCACUGCGGUCGUGCUACUGGAGCAUGAGGCUGACAUCAAUGCACAAAAUAAGGAGGGAUUCACACCGUUGACAGUAGCAGUCCGUGAGGAUCAUAUAGAGAUGGCUGAGUUUCUCCUCAAGGAGGGUGCUGGUGUGAAUUUUAUGGACCAAAGCCAAAGGUCUCCAUUAAUGAUAGCUGCUGGCAAUGGACAAAUCGGUAUGCUGCGGCUGCUGUUGCGGUUUGACGCAGAUAUAACACUAAAGGAUACCAAAGGAUGGUCAGCUGAUGACUAUGCAGUGAUGAAUGGGCAUCAUCCUUGUUCCCUCCUGAUAAUUGAGCAUAGCACCCAGAGGAAUGAGGGGCCCUCCCUAUCACAAGGUCCGAGCAAAAAGAAGAAACAAACACUGUUGGGCAGUCCUUCCCAAGACAUUGAAGCAGGCUUCUCUUUGGGAGGACCAGCCACUGACAAAGACGACUUUGAAGACAAUUCUCAGUCAGAGUCAUUAAGUCGGGUUUCAAAAAGUGCUGCAGAUGAAUGGCCUUCAUCAGAAGAUGAUGAUGAAUCAGUUUUAAUCGAAAAGAAACCACAGAAGGUAAACCUACGGAAAAUGAUUGCAUCUAAAAGAGGAGAAGCUUCUGCACUGCCUGACCGAUCCUUGAGUGGUUCAGAGUCUGAGCCAGAGAGUGAGAAUAGAGUCCAGAGAAUUCCAUCCCUCCUGAAGGCUUUACCAUCCAGCAAAGCCCCUCAGCUCCCAGUAGAUCCCUCUCCUGUUCCCUUUCUUUUCAAAGCACCCCAGAUGACUUCUAGCCCUCUUCCAAGCUACAGAAAGAAGGAAGAUUCCACUGGAGAUGAGGAUGAGCAAGAGGAGGAGAGAGAUGAUGAUGAUGAUGAGAAGGAAGAGGAGGAAGAAGACAUCUCAGAUGAUAAUGAUCAACCUGAAGAGAGUGGAGAGUCCCUUGAUGCCACUUCACCUGUUCCUGAGACAGAAGUCUCCAAAGAUAAGAAAAGAGAUUUCCUCUCUGAGCUGGGUCUCGAGAAAGCGGAUGAGGAGCAGGAUUCUUGGGACUCUGAGUCCCACUCUGACAAAGCCAAAAUGCCACAUGAAGAGAGCCAAGGCUUACACACUCAGGAUCGUGAGGACAAGUCCACUGUUGAAGAAGAGACUCGAGACAACUUCUUUUACAUUCCCUCUUUUUUGAGAGGGGAUGGAGGCAAUAGGAUGGCAGUCGUAGAGCUUCGGAGGAGUGUAGGCAGGCCAAGAGGCAGCAGGGGAGAGGUUGGAAAUGAUAAUGGAGACGAUCAUCAUGAUAAAGAUGAUACUAUACAAAAAGAGACUGAAAAGGCAAAAUGGGAACCACUUCGUGUUUUGAGCAAACUUGAAGGGGACAAUGAACGAAAGACUGACUUAAUGGAAGAGCUUGGCCUGGGGGAUGUUGAUGAUCUUGAGGAUGCAUCAGACUGGGACUCCGCCAGCACUACCAGUAAGAGAACCCUUCCUGGCCGCAGACUGGCCUCCCCUGGACUUGAGGAGUUCCCAGAAUGCUCCUAUCCAUCUGUUAAAGAACAGGAUGAAGACGUUGCUCCAGCAGCACCCCCAACACCUCAGAGGAGCAUCAGCUCCAACAAGACACUGCCAAGCACACCUUCCCAACCCGUGCCCCAACCUCGAGCAAGGAGGAUGGUGUUUCAGAAACCUGAGAGUGAAGAAGAUUCAGAUUGGGAACCAGACAAUAUGAGACCUCCUUGCAGUACAGUGCAAACUGACAAUCAGCUGCAAAACAUAGCUGAGCCUCAGGCAGUGGUUACACCAGGUUCCCCUGAGCUCUCACUGAUGACAAGAGAUGGUAAAAGUAAUGUGGAGUCUGACAAGCAGCAGCAAAAGGAGAUAGAUGAUGCAGUAGACACAUGUGAGUUAGAUCUAAAUAACCCACACCCAUCUGGCCAUGUGAGCUCUGAAGGUGGAGUACAGGACAAGGACUUUAAAGAUCAACGCAGUCCUGAAGAAAGAGGUGAAGCGGGGGAAAACAUCCCGUGGGAGAAUCGUUAUGAGAAGCUCUGGGUUGAGGUGGAGAAAAGGGAGGUAAAAUCCACCUUCAAGAAUGUUGCUGGUGAAUUAAAAGAGAAGUUUGGAGAACUACUUAAAUCAAGACAUUCUGCGGGAGACGCCACAGAAGAACAGGCCAUGGCUGAAUCAACUUCUGCAGAAGAAGAGUCAAGCGAUGACGAUGAAGGGGAAGUCAUUGUGCGUCCAAUGGCCAGAGCAAGGAGUACCGUCCUUCUCACUAUACCUGAGCAGAGGGAGUCUGGACUGGAAGACUCUGCAACAGAGUCAACAGACAACUCCUUACGUGAGGACAGAAUGCAGGUCUGUAUGACUCCAGCAAGUAAGAGCCGCAUGUGUCGAGAUCCAAGUCUACUGCCUGAUAAUGCUCUGGAAAGGUUCAGGUCUCCCUUACCAAAACCCACCACAGCACAGAGAGACAGCAGCAUAGACCCUGUUCCCAGAGCUUUUAAUGAUGAUCAUACCAUACCCACAUGUGAUGUUGACUGUAGGACAUUCUCAAAAGAUGAGGCCAAACUUGGGCCAUUAGAGAAACAACAUCUGGACCUUACGUGGAAGGAAGACACUGCAGAUGUAACUGAGAAGAACAAUGCGAGUUCAGAAGAGGAUCCUGAGGAAUUCACCGGGUCUCGCUCUCCGUCACUAAGCAGACGUUCAGCAUCUAUCCCGGGUGUUUCUGAUGAGGACCUGGAAGAGGACAAGGAAAGAUUUAAACUUGAGGUAGGGAUGCUGAAGGUUGUCUUCCUGGAUUUGGAGAAAGAAAAGGCCCGACUCAACAAAGAGGUUGGCAAAAACACGACAAAGACUGAGAUGGAGGUGGAAAAAUCCAGUACUUCCUGGAAUACUGAUGGAACUACAUUGGGAGACAUGGGUACUAAGAAACCUGAGACAAGGUUAGGAUGCCUGUCAAGUCAAGCCAGAGCAGUUCAGCAGGAACAGCAGCCUGCAGCCACCAAGAGCACCAACGGGGCGCCAGUGCAAUUGCAUCUCCCGCUCCAGCAGACCUACAAUAGCAACAAACAGGAGGGGCAAGCUGUAGAGGAGACCUUACAGCUGGAGCUGGUCAGAGGGGCCCGGCGCAGCAGAGCCCCUCAGACCAACACUCAUGUCAAUGGAGACCCUCUCUCUGUGUUUGAUGAUAGCACUUUAAGUGAAGUGUCGGACGAUGAAGGAAGGUUUCCAACCAGUGGACAACAGAAAAUUGAGAACCCUAAAGAAGUGGAGAUGGCAGAAGACUUUGAUGAACUUACUCAGUCAUCAGACACAGCCACAGAUGACAUCGACUCUCCCACUUCAGGCUACCGUCACGCCUCCCUCCUCAUUCAGAAGCUCGAUUCAGCCACUCUGGACUCCAGAAGCAUGGUGAAGCUGCAAAACAUUUUCCAUGAAUAUGAGCGCUCCAUCCAAAAGGCACGGAGUCGCCAUGGGUACCUGGCAGACAAGGUGAGCACGCUGGAAAUGGAGAGGUCGGAGUUGAAAGGCUCUCUGGAGGAAGUCAAAGAUGUUAAAUCUGCCUUGGAGCGCAGCCAGCUGGAAUUGCAGACUGAAGUCACAAACCUCAAAUUUCAGCUGAAACAGGAGCAGGAAAAUCGCCGCAAUGCCACCAUGAUGUACAACACGACCAGAGAUAAGCUGAGGAGGACGGAGGAGCAGCAUCAGUUGGAGGUGCAGGAGCGACAGAAGGUUGAGCUAACCCUCAGAAAUCUGGAGCUGGAGAUGAGAACGCUGGUCAACAGCAUGAAACAGCUUGAAGAGGACCACAGUGAGACUCAGAGACUGCUGGCUCAGGAGCGGAGUGCUCGGACGCUGCAGGAGAAUCUGCUCAACAGCCAUCUUCGUAAGCAGCAAGAGAUAGAAGACGAGAACAAAAGAAACAUUAGCAAAAGCAAUGAGGCCUUGUCUCAGCUCACUGAGGCCAGUGACAGAGAGAGGGAGUUGCUUCAACAGACUGCUACCCUCCAGGAGCAGCUAACCGUCCUGAGAACAGACCUCGAGCGUUCGCAGGCCAAUAGCAGUCUCAAAGAGAGUCACCUUACAGAGGAGAAUGAGGCCCUUAAGGAACAGCUGGAAGAUGCUCGGCGAGAUCUCAAACUCAGCAGUGAGGCCCUGACCCAAACUGUCUUCAACUGCAAUAACCAGGUGACCGCCCUGAAGUCUGAGUUAACUAUAACAACAACCCGUCUGGAAAAUGAGCGGCAGACUCGUGAAACACUGGAUGCAGAGGUUGAGUCCACUCGUACGCGCCUGGCUGGAGCCAUAAAGGAGGCAGAGCUAUGCCUGGCAGCUCACACAGAGACAGAGAGAGCUCUGCUCCGGGAGAAAGAGGAACACCAGCGUCUUAAAGACAAACUCACAGGUGAAACAGCCAGUCACCGUGAGGCAGUCAGCGGCCUUUCCCAGAAGUUGGCCAAAGCAGAGACUCGUGCAAACAGCCUGGAGAAUGAGGUUCAUCGGGCCACGCUGCAGCUGACAGAGAAAGGCCUCUUGCUGGAGGUCCUACAGCGGGAGAAGGAGCAGGCGGCUGCUCGUGUCAAGGAGCUAGAAACAGCUCUGCAAGCUGAGAGGGAGGUGGUCAGCCGUGCGGGUGCACGGCAAGAGGCCACACAGGAGCGACUAGCUCAAACCCAGAGUGAGGGCAUGUUACUGCGGCAGCAGCUAGAGGAGGCCCAAAACAAAGGAGUUGCAAAGGAGCGUGCUGUGACAGAUGCCCAAGAACGCUUCAGUGACAUUCUGUCCAAGCUGCGCUCUGACUGUGAAGAGAGAGUGCAACUAGUGGAGGAGAGAAACAAAGAGCUCGCCAGUAAGGCUGCCGAUCUCCGAGAUCAAGUCUACAAGUUAGAGGAAGAGAAGAACGAAAGAGAGACUAGUCUGAGGAAGCUACAGCAGGAGCUAGCCGACUCACUCAAGAAGCUGUCAAUGAGUGAAGCUUCUCUGGAGGUCAACACACGCUACCGCAAUGACCUGGAAGAAGAGAAGGCUCGUCUCUUUAAAGACUUGGACAGGCUCAAAGGAAAGCUGGAGGAAAGCGAACACCAGUAUGUGCAGGCUGAGAGACGCAUUAACAGUCUAAAGAGUAGUCUGGAUGAAAAGGAAAAGGAACUCAACACUGCUGCUCUGAAACACCAGGAGGCGCUGUCUGCCUCAGGAGCCUCUGAAACCACCAUUAAACAGCUGGAGGAAGCUGUGCAAAGGCUCGAGAUAGAGAACGCCAGACUGGAAGCUGCUGCCAAACAACAGUCCAACAAAAUUGAAGCACUACAGAAAGGAGCUGAGAAAUCUGCCAGGCUAUCUGACUGCUCGCCUGGAGAAGGGGUCAGAAGUCAUUUGGAAGACUUGGUUACAAACCUCCAAAGCAGUAAGAUGACUUUGGAAGACCAACUCAGUCAAGAGGUCCAGAAGCAAAGCAUGCUGUCUCACACAGCCCAGAACUCUCAGGCCAUGUGGGAGGAGGAGCUGAAAGGCCGCUCUAAGUUAGGACUGCGCCUGGCGGAGCUUGAGAAGGAAAAAACAGACCUGAACACCCAGAUGGAAAUAGAAAAGAAGAAAGCCAAGAAAAUAGCAGAGCAGAAGAAAGCCAUUGACACCCGGUUGGAUCAAGAGAUGAAAAGAAACACAGAACUCCAAAAAGAAAUGUACAGGUUGCGUACUUUAUUGAAGACUGCAAAAAAGAAAUUGCGGGAUCAGGAGACAGGUGGGGCUGAAUUUGGCUCUCCUAUGGGCAGUCUACGGAUGGACCUGGGCAGACACAGCCAGGCUGAGGGUGCCUUUGAGCGCAUGAAGGAAAAGGUGGACGAUCUGCAGGCGCAGCUGGAGAAGGAAGGGUCCCGUCGCAGCCAGCUGGAGAAGGUGAACGGGGAGCUGAAAGAUCAGCUUGCCUCCUUAAAGAGCAUGGGUCGCAGCAAUGACCACCUAGAGAGGAGUAAAAGGCAGUUGGAGGAGGAGGUGCUGGACCUGAGACGUCGAAUGGAGGCCACUCAGAUGGAGCAGAGCCAGGUGGAGCAGUACCGCCGUGAUGCAGAGGAGAGGGCGCGGAAGGAGAUCCAACAGAAACUGGAGCAGGUCAACAACUUCCUGCAGAACCAGGCAGCAUCCCAAGAGGCUCUGGAUCAGAUAAAAGCGGCCAAUGAGGCCAACCUGCGCUCCCAGCUGGAGCAAAAGAUCCGUGAGCUGGAGGGGGAACUGACCCGGGCCCGCACUGUCCAUCAUGACAGCCUUAACCAAAGAGAAUCCACGCGCACUGAGCUAGAACGAUACCACCAACUCUACAGAGACGAGCUGCGCCUCCGCAAGUCCCUGGCUGCCAAACUAGAGAGGGCCAACGGUCGGCUCGAAGAAGCCAAUGCCAAGUUGCUCAAUGAGCGCAGCAGGUCUCUGAUUACGAGCAGCAUUGCCAACGGUAGCCUUGUAGGGCCCUCGCUGGAUGUGGGCUCUUUAGCUUCACCAGCACACUAUGGUGCCACACUGGGGCCCCUCAACAGGAGCCUAGGCCUGGGAAUCUCCCUUCUCAGCCCUGUGACUGAGGGGCAGAACAGCAGGGUGGAGGACUACCUAACCAGGAUGCAGAGUGAGUUGGACAAAAGCAUAUCAAGGGAAUUAAACAAUGCCACAGCAGAGCUGGACGCUGCUUCAGCCCGCAUGUCACCGGUGGGCUCGGUCUCGAGGGUGGAGCUGGACCCAGUCAGCAGGGCAACUCAGCAGUACUUAGAGGUACUAAAGAAGAACAGUAUGAUCUGAACACAAACCAUAGCUGCUCACAAUUAAAUAUUUUUCAGCCAGUAACAAAGUUAAAGCCAGCGGCCAUUCAUGUAACACAAAUAAUCCAACUUUGUACCGAUUUACACUCCCUUCUUUUAUUAAAGAAAGCAAACAUAAUGCACAUUGCACUUAACCACUCAGGAGCAAAGGGCAGGAGUCAUAUAGUAUAUGUUGCGUCAUUGAUGGGUACAAUUAUAGAGAACCUCGAAAGUAUUUCUUCUAAUUCUGUUCAAUCUGUAACUGUUUUGUUUCUAUUAGCACAAUAUAUAUAUAUACAGAGUCCUGGUUUUGAUUUCUAUUUGUGAAUAUUGGUGUUGCUAAAUUUUUGAGUAUUUGAUGUAUGCAUCAUUAAUUUUGCCAAGAUAUUACAUUUGGUACGUGCCAUCAAAUGGUGCAAUAUCUGUCUUGGUCUUAGACUCAUUGGAGUAUUGUGUUUAUGGUUAUUUUAUUUAUUCAUUAAUAUUUGUUUUUAUGAUCAUGAUAUACUUGAAUAAGACGAGCUGGAAUCCUCUCUGGCUAUUGAAACAGGGUGACUACAUUCGUAUAACUGUCCUUUCAGCUUUUGGUUGGCUUGCUUUUAGGGCCACCAUUAGUCACACACACUUGUUUUUUGUGUAUUUUCAUUAUUCAUAAAUACUGUAACAAAAUACAUAUAGGAAAACCUUUAUGACACCUGUACAUUACAGAAGACUCUAAACUUGUAAAUAAAAAUGAAAAACCCUAAAAGACCCAAUAAAAUGACCAGGGACUUAU
Messenger RNA from Plectropomus leopardus (leopard coralgrouper), 8116 nucleotides. The record is from RefSeq and is a predicted model, not a curated record. Lineage: Eukaryota; Metazoa; Chordata; Actinopteri; Perciformes; Serranidae.